Messenger RNA from Thecamonas trahens ATCC 50062, 1286 nucleotides. Its product is annotated as phosphatidylserine synthase. Gene Ontology annotation, molecular function: L-serine-phosphatidylethanolamine phosphatidyltransferase activity. The transcript has a single exon. Gene Ontology annotation, biological process: phosphatidylserine biosynthetic process. The coding region runs from base 1 to 1260 and encodes 419 amino acids. NCBI's taxonomy places the organism in Eukaryota, Apusomonadida, Apusomonadidae. The record is from RefSeq and is a predicted model, not a curated record.
AUGCGUCAGAACAAGAAGGUCAUGCGGUCGCGGGCAGAAGCCGAGCCUGUGUAUGAAGAGGCGCUGCCGAUGAUGGCGCCUGUCUCCAAGUACGAUGCCGUGUUUCAGCAGCCGCACACAGUGACGGCUCUUGCGGCGGCGCUGGCAGCGGUGGCAUGGGUCGGCUUCCAGUCGGAGCAGUGGGGCCUCUCCUCGCCCAAGCUCGGUCUACUUGCUGCGGCCUUUGUCUUUCUCGUCUUUUCCAUGCUCAACUUCUCCAACGGCCCCUUCAUCCGCCCGCAUCCUGCAGUCUGGCGUAUCGUGCUCGGCAUCUCGGUCCUGUACGUCCUCGCCCUGACGUAUCUCCUGUUCCAGUCCAAGGCCGACGCCCGGGCCCUGAUGGCGCAUCUUGACCCUGUGCUUGGCGUUCCACUGCCGGAGCGAUCGUAUGGCGAUGACUGCCGGCUCUUCACCCCAGACCACCCGACGAGCUACAUGGCGAACCUGAUGGACGCGCUCUUUGACGAGUUUGUCAUUGCCCACGCCCUCGGCUGGAUGGCCAAGAUGCUCAUGCUCCGCGACUUUACCCUCUGCUGGGUCCUCUCCAUCUUCUUUGAGAUUCUCGAGUACUCGUUCGAGCACAUGCUGCCCAACUUUGGCGAGUGCUGGUGGGACCACUUUAUCCUCGACGUGCUGGUGUGCAACCUUCUGGGCAUGGUUGUCGGCUUCUGGCUUGUGCGCUACCUCGAGAUGAAGGAGUACAACUGGACAGGCAUCGGCGCUAUCCCGUCGGUGCAGGGCAAGAUGCAGCGCGCUGCCCUCCAGUUUACGCCCGAGCGGUGGACCGUCUACCGCUGGGAAGCCUUUUCCUCGCUCAAGCGCUUCUCCUACGUCAUUGUCGUCAUCAUCUUUAUCGAGGUCAACGAGCUCUGCGCUUUCUUCCUCAAGACCCUGCUGUGGAUCCCGCCGCCGCAUCCGAUCAACCCGCUGCGGCUCUUUGUCUGGUGGCUCAUUGCCCUCCCUGCGCUCCGCGAGUUCUACGAGUUUGUCACCAACCCCAAGUGCAAGCGGUUUGGCGCCCAGCUCUGGGUCGCCGCCGCCGGCAUCCUCCUCGAGCUUCUCCUCGUCAUCAAGUUUGGCCAGGGCGAGUUCACCGUUCCGCCGUCGCCGAUCAUCGUGUACGGCUGGUCCGCCUUUGGCCUCUUCUUUGUCGGCUUUGUCAUCUACAAGUUCUUCCUCUUCCCAUCGCCGUCGCCCGUCAACCACCCCAAGGUCGAUUAGAUGUAGCAGCCCCCCUCCCUCCCUCC